CCGACACGGCUACAGCUACACUGCAUCCAGACGAAGAAUGUCGACCAGUUUUAUUUAAUGUUAGGAAAGUUUAAAUGUGUGGGUAGCUGUCUUUAAUACAGUGUGAUAGCUGGAAAGGAAAAGAAGCUAGCACCACUCGGCCAGGCAACUCUGCAGGUGGUCUGCGGCUCACUGUGGUGGUCCAUAUACCACAGUUAGGGAGUCUCUGGUUUGGAGCCAGGAUGAGAUAAUUUAAGGGGAGAGUGCUGGCCUGGUGGAUUUAGCUGGCUGGAUAUCUUCCUCCCACUUCUUUCCCCCCCAAUCUCCCUUUCCUAUGGCUUAUAAAUUGACUAUAAAAUGUCCUUGAUUUGGUUGCAAUGUUUUAUUUCUCAAGUCGCUCCCCUGCUUCUUCCCCUUGGUAAGUCACACAUGCACCCUCCCGCCUUUCCUGUUCUCUCCCUGGAGGUAUCUGCAGCUGCUGUCCCAGACUAGGAUUUAUAGUCCUCUGGGAUGAUCUCUGGACCAAGCUUCUAGCUAGCAGCUGCUGGCUAGGGCAGGGGAGGAGCGAGUUGAGUGGAGAGGAGGGAGGCGUGUGGUGCAGCAGGCUGGAGUGUGACUGGCAAGUCCGGGCGGGGGUAGCGAGGGUCUUGCUGGCUCAGAGCACUGCACUGAGAGCUGCUCUCUAGAUGACAUGCUGCUGUGAAAGAACAUCCUCCUGCUGCAGCAUGAGUGCCUGGGCUCAGGGGAGGAUACUGCAGGAUCUCACUGCACUGGAAUGUGAUCAACCAGCAACUAACACGGCUACCACUGAAACCUGUCCAUGAAUGAACCAUCAAGAAUUAAAAUCACUGGGUGAAGGUAAUUAAUGCAAAUCCUUAGACAUGGAAACAUGUCCCCAGAAGUACCACCCCCAGAGGAAAUCCCAUAUCUUGGGUUUGCCCAGGUUCAAGAGGCCCAGCAAACAAAGAACUGAGAAUUGUAUAAAGUGAUAAACCUGGUAAGGGGUCAUUCUCACCUGAUCCAAGAACUGAAAUGACAACAUGGCCAAGAGGGUUGAGAUCCUGCUGAAGGGGUUUGAAGGACUUUGAAACUCACGAGGAACUCCAUGUGGAAAGUGGGUGACACCUGGUAAAACAGGAUGCACAAAUCUUCCUUGGUAUGUUCAGCUCUAAGUCUUUUCUCUGCAUAAGAAAUUAAACUUGUCUGCUGAAAAACCUUGUAAAACUUGAAUGGGUUAAAAUUCCAGCUACUUCAGAAUCCACGUCUGGGUGAUUUUACAAUGGAUGGAAGAGCAGACUCGUUAGUGAUGACUGUGCAUCUUCUUGCCACCUCUGGGCAUUCAUUACUCCUGCAGCAAACUCUUGAUCGGCUUCUGGGGUGGAUCUGUCUGGAUGUUCGCCUCUUCCUUGUAUCCGAACGUGUUACUCCAGUGAAGUAUUAUGAGAAAUAUCACCGGAAAAGCUCUGGAUUUCCUGGGAUGUCCAUUCUCCUUUUCCUGCAUGAGGACUUUGGGGAAGAACGGAUUUUUCGGGUCCAUGAUUUUUUCCAGCACCCUCCAUGGCAGGAUCACCACAUGCAACAUGCUAAUGGGAAACAGUACCCUUAUGCACCUGCUGGCCAGGAAUUUUAUGGUCUGGAUGAGCAUAUGCCUGUAUGGGGUGUACGGCAAGUUCAUUAUGGCACUGAAAUUCUGCGCGUGACUCUCUACUGUAGCUUUGAUAACUAUGAUGAUGCAGUCAGACUUUACGAGAUGAUCCUACAAAAAGAAGCAACUAUGCAGAAGAGUAACUUCUGUGUCUUUGUGCUGUAUGCAACACAAACCGUUGCUGUUCAGCUCUGCUUGAAGCAGCUGCCCCCGGGGGUCUCUGUUGAACUGAAAGAAUCUUCCGUGUUGCAAUUCAAGGUCCAUGAAAUUGGGCAGCUGGUACCUCUUCUGCCUAAUCCAUGUAUUCCUAUCAGUAGCACCCGAUGGCAAACUCAGGACUACGAAGGAAACAAAAUCUUGCUUCAGGUUCAAGGCAACUCAAAACACAAUGAAAAAAAUGACGGGCUUUCUAAUCAGCACAAUAAUGCAAGUGAAGAAAAGAUCCUACAGAAUUCCACGCUAGCCCCCUUUCCCACAAAGUGGGUUAAUCCAGAACAGAAAAGCCGGAAGAUCAGAAUGAUGAAGUGUAAAAUCAAAUCAGAAGACAGAAUUAUUUCUGGGAGCGUUAGCAGCACCCCACAGAGUAACUCCUGCUCUUCAUCCCAGGCCAGCAGUCCAGCAGCUACUUCACGGUCUGAUACCACCUCUUUCAAUGUAAGUGCAGGAACUAAACUGAACAUCUCCAGCCAAGAAAUCCAUUUUCAAAGGCAAGAAGCAGAGACCAAUGUUGACACAGGAUUCACGGUAGUAAAUUCUGAAUGCAAUCCAUCUCCACUUAGCAGGUUUUCAAGGGACUUGCAGGACAGUCUUCCUCAGCCACAAGCACCAAACUAUUCAUUAGCUGCUGCUGGCUCCAGAAUCAACUUGCCUUCUGAGGAUAGAAUCCAUCUGUCAUUAUCUGCUGUCAAAAGAAAUAAAGGAGCAGGACAGACAGCUUCAAACUUUCAUUUGCGAAUAUCAAGAGCAAACCAUGGAAAUGGAAAUGAAGAGGAGGAGGAAUUCUUUAUUUGACUUGAAACAAAUGUGCCUGACAAACUGACUUUAAAACUGAUAGAUAAAUGCUUUAUUCUGGAAACAGAGAGAAAGCAAUCUGCAUGCUUUUAACUCUGUGUUUAUACAGACACCAAGAUGCCUAGGCUACCUGUUCUGUUAUGAAAAAAGACUUCAGUGGGGUUUUAUUGCAAUAGAGUCACUUUAUGUACAAAAAUGCUAAUGGGACAGAGGGCAAAACCAGAAAAAAAAAAUCAUGUGCAGUUA
Messenger RNA from Chrysemys picta bellii (western painted turtle), 2881 nucleotides. It is a transcript of the gene FAM124B, whose product is annotated as family with sequence similarity 124 member B. Lineage: Eukaryota; Metazoa; Chordata; Testudines; Emydidae. The record is from RefSeq and is a predicted model, not a curated record. Gene Ontology annotation, cellular component: nucleoplasm.